AUGAGCCUCCGCCUGCCUCUCUGGGGAGGCAAAUUCGCCUCCGACGCCGUCAGAGACAAAUUCUACGAGGACCUGCACGCCCUCUUGGCGACUGUGUCGAUGGUGGACAAGUUGAUUGUCCUUGGUGACUUCAACGCCCGUGUCGGCACAGACCAUACUGCCUGGAGAGGAGUGCUGGGUCCCCACGGUCUCCGCGGCUCAAAAGACAAUGGUCUGCUGCUCCUCCGCACCUGCACAGAACACCGCCUCAUCCUGACAAACACCUUCUUCUGUCUGCCGGAGCGAGAGAAGACCACCUGGAGGCAUCCUCGGUCGCGCCAGUGGCACCUGCUGGACUAUGUCCUCGUCCGAAGGCGAGAUCAGGGGGACGUGCUGGUGACAAAGACGAUCGCGGGCGCUGACGGGUGGACCGACCAUCGCCUCGUCAUCUCGAAGAUGCGUAUUCGCCUACAGCCUCGCAGGAGACCACAAGGUAAGCGACCCCCAGGUAAGCUGAAUUUUGCCUUGUUGUCUUUGCCCGUUCACCAUCUUCAUUUCAGCAAUGAGCUAGCUCAAAGGCUAGACAACCUUCCCAUCGCUGCCGCCGACGACGCCGCCGCUGCCGAGAACGCCUCCGUGGAGAACCGCUGGUGUCAACUGCGAGACACGGUCCAGUCCACGGCGCUCGCCGUCCUCGGUCGCGCUCCCCGCCAACACCAGGACUGGUUCGAUGACAACGACGCCGCCAUCAGAAAUCUGCUAGCUGAGAAGAACCGCCUACACAAAGCCUACGUAGAUCACCCCACUGAUGCCACCAAAGAUGCCUUCUACCGCAGUCGCCGCCAACUUCAGCAACGACUGCGCGAGAUGCAGGACGCCUGGACUGCUCGCAAAGCUGAGGAGAUCCAAGGGUACGCGGACCGCAACGAAUGGAAGAACUUCUUCUCUGCGAUCAAGGCUAUCUACGGUCCGCCGACGAAGGGCACUGCUCCUCUCCUCAGCGCCGACGGCAACACUCUCCUGACUGAGAAGACGCAAAUCCUGCAGCGAUGGGCCGAGCAUUUCCAAGGUGUCCUCAACCGCCCCUCCGUCAUCUCCGACGCCGCCAUCGAGCGUUUGCCGCAAGUGAAGACCAACGUGGACCUCGACUUCCCGCCAUCUCUCCAGGAGACCAUCAGGGCCGUGCAGCAGCUCUCCAGCGGGAAAGCACAAGGAUCGGACGCGAUCCCUGCUGAGGUCUACAAGCACGGAGGUCCCCAACUAAUGGAUCAGCUGACUGCGCUCUUCCAAGAGAUGUGGCGUCAGGGUGAAGUCCCGCAAGAUUUCAAAGACGCAACCAUCGUGCACCUAUACAAGCGCAAAGGGAAUCGCCAAGUCUGCGACAAUCACCGCGGCAUCUCCCUGCUGAACAUCGCCGGGAAGAUCUUCGCCCGCAUCCUUGUUAAUCGCCUCAAUAACCAUCUGGAACGGGGCCUUCUGCCGGAAAGCCAAUGCGGCUUCCGUCGUCAUCGUGGGACCACGGAUAUGAUCUUCGCCGCCCGCCAACUUCAGGAGAAGUGUCAGGAGAUGCGGACCCACCUGUACUCUACCGUCGUGGACCUGACGAAAGCCUUAGACACGGUGAAUCGUGAAGGACUGUGGAAGAUCAUGCAGAAAUUCGGCUGUCCGGAGCGAUUCACUUAG
This is a messenger RNA of Spirometra erinaceieuropaei, 1662 nucleotides long. The record is from the annotation of a GenBank genome assembly. NCBI's taxonomy places the organism in Eukaryota, Metazoa, Platyhelminthes, Cestoda, Diphyllobothriidea, Diphyllobothriidae.